This is a messenger RNA of Fulvia fulva, 381 nucleotides long. RefSeq lists its product as uncharacterized. NCBI's taxonomy places the organism in Eukaryota, Fungi, Ascomycota, Dothideomycetes, Mycosphaerellales, Mycosphaerellaceae. The coding region runs from base 1 to 381 and encodes 126 amino acids. The record is from RefSeq and is a predicted model, not a curated record. The transcript has a single exon.
AUGUCCUACCUCUCUCAAUUCGAAGCCACAUCCACGCCCCGAGCACCACCACCCACGACCGAAGCAAGCAACAUAGACAACACCACCGCCAACCGCAUCUCCACCGCGCCCUACAAUGGCGUCGAGCUAGACCUAGGCACCAUCGAGGCGAUCCGCGCCGUCACCCCCGUCCCCGACCAGACCAUCUCCUUCCCUGCCUACAUGCCAGACCGCCGGACAUCACCAUCAGACAACAAGCACCGUCCCGCCAGCGAGCACGACUCUGGCCGCGACACGGCGCCCGUGCGGAUGAAGAGCAAGCUGAAGCACCUCUGGCGGUCGGUGAAGAAGAGCAUGGCGCGUGGGGUGGGGAAGAUCUUCGGUGGGAGCAAGGAGGAGUAG